AUGGUGACCCCCUGCUCCACCAGCCCCGUGAGUCCCGCCGCCCGGGCUGGGAGGCGGGACGACCAGAACCUCCGUGCCCCGGUGAAGAAGAGCAGGCGCCCACGCCUCCGGAGGAAGCAGCCGCUGCAGCCGCUGAACCCGUGCCCGCUACCCGGAGACUCUGGCGUCUGCGACCUGUUCGAGUCCCCCAGCUCCGGCUCGGAUGGUGCAGAGAGCCCCGCGGCGCGAGGCUGCAGCCCCCUACCCGGUCCUGCCCAGCAGCUGGUGCAGCUUGAUCUACAGACCUUCCGCGACUACGGUCAGAGCUGCUACGCCUUCCGCAAGGCGCGGGAAAGCCACUACCACCCGCGGGAGUCAUUGGCGCGGCAGCCACAAGUAACGGCGGAAUCCCGCUGUAAGCUGCUCAGCUGGCUAAUCCCCGUGCACCGCCGGUUCGGCCUCUCCUUCGAGUCGCUGUGCCUGACGGUGAACACUCUGGACCGCUUCCUUAUCACCACGCCUGUGGCUGCAGACUGCUUCCAGCUGCUCGGGGUCACGUCCCUGCUCAUCGCUUGCAAACAGGUGGAGGUGCACCCGCCGCUCGUGAAGCAGCUCCUGGCCCUGUGCUGCGGCGCCUUCUCCCGGCAGCAGCUCUGCAACCUCGAGUGCAUCGUGCUGCACAAACUGCACUUCAGCCUGGGCGCGCCGACCAUCAGCUUCUUCCUGGAGCAUUUCACGCACGCACGCGUGGAGGCCGGGCAGGCAGAGGUGUCCGAAGCCCUGGAAGCGCAAGCCCUGGCGCGCGGGGUGGCGGAGCUGAGCCUGGCUGACUACGCUUUCACCAGCUACACCCCCUCCCUGCUGGCCGUCUGUUGCCUGGCGCUGGCAGACCGUAUGCUGCAGCUCCCUCGCCCGAUGGACUUGCGCCUGGGCGGGCACCCCGAGGCGGCGCUGCAGGACUGCCUGAGCAAGCUGCAGCUACUGGUGGCCAUAAACAGAACGUCCCUGACUCACAUGCUGCCCCUCCAGAUCUGCGAGAAGUGCAGCCUGUCCCCGAGCUUGAAAUGAAGUAGACCCUUGGUCUCCUUUGAUCCCCUGGCCUGGCUGCUGGACCUCUCCCAUUGCUUUGAAAGAGUGCAGUAUUGGCCUACAGAGAAGGGUUCAGUCCUCCCACUUGGUCACCAGGUCAUCCUGCAGGUUGUAAAUAGUGUACGAUUGUGGGGUUUCAUUGUUUAUUUAUUUUGCUAACAUCGCACGAGAGAAGAGACGAGUCUUUCCCCAAUAAACAGGCUGUCUGUGGUGGUUUGUCUGAAUACUACCAAUGCGAGUGUCCACAAAGAGGGAAGGUGAAGGCAAUCUGGGAAUAGAGGUGAUCAGUAACCAUGGAGGGUUCCUCCCUCCCCCCAGGCAUCUCUGUUUGGGAACACCAGGUUUGGAGAGGUUCCUGUAGACCGAGGUUCCAGUUACAAGGCAAGUUAGGGUCACUUGUUGGCCUGUAAAUGGUGACCUUGUUAGGCUGAGGACUGCUCACUCCUAGAGGUUCAAAGGGCGAGGUGGGGUGUGAGGCUGAAAAGAACCCACAGCAGUCCAUGUUGUCUAGCGGGGACAGGGGGCACACUGCUGGUGCAGAAGAUCCCAGGCUGAGAAGCUUUGGGGACUGCAGUCCCACUAGCUAGGGCAGCCAAGAGUUACCCUGACAACUGCCAGAUGUGGGAAAAUGAAGGCUGUGCAGGCAGUUAUGGCCAUUCCAAAUUGAGUCCAUUUAUCCUGCAAUCACAUGUUGAACAGUUCUCUCUUGUCUUACACCUACUAUGU
This is a messenger RNA of Orcinus orca (killer whale), 1794 nucleotides long. It is a transcript of the gene CCNO, whose product is annotated as cyclin O. The coding region runs from base 1 to 1047 and encodes 348 amino acids. Lineage: Eukaryota; Metazoa; Chordata; Mammalia; Artiodactyla; Delphinidae. Gene Ontology annotation, biological process: regulation of cyclin-dependent protein serine/threonine kinase activity; mitotic cell cycle phase transition. Gene Ontology annotation, molecular function: cyclin-dependent protein serine/threonine kinase regulator activity. Gene Ontology annotation, cellular component: cyclin-dependent protein kinase holoenzyme complex; cytoplasm; nucleus. The record is from RefSeq and is a predicted model, not a curated record. The transcript has 3 exons.